GAGACAACGUGGGCGGCGUACGUGAGGAAGAAGAAGGAGAUGAUACCUCAGGGCAGGGCCUGCAGAGAUUGUAUGCAAUUGUUGCUUGAUGUCUGGCCAGGCGCUUCAUGGGAGGAUCACGCCACGAAGUACACUGCGAACAUCGAUGACCACAAAACGAAGGUCGACAUGGCGAAGGAGAUCAAGCUGAAGAAGAUUGAGGCUCCGUUCAACCAGGCAGAGGUCAGAUCGACCGAAACUGUGGGUUCCUACUUGUACUGGGAUGGCAUUGUCUUGGACUCGGAUCAAUUCACCAAAAAGUUCUUGCAUACCCACGAAGGCAUCCCGGAUGUAAUGGAGAUCUCGCUCAACAGAAAUUUGGACGGCACAGAAGAAAAAGCAUUCGUAUUCCAAGACCCCGACCAACCCUACCGCAAGAUUCGCUUCUUCAGUCAGUGCGAUUUGUCGAAGAGUAUUGGGUUGUUGCCAGCAGAGAAGCACUUGGUGGAUGGCCAAGCACGGGCCAAGUUCGAUUCGCAGAUGAAGCUAGAUGUUGGAGCUCGGAUCCAGCAGCUCCGAGGAAAUCAAUUCGCCAACCUCCCGACGCUGCAGGCGAUCGAGGAGAACGUCCGCAAGGUCAAGGCGGAUGAGGAUUCGAAGAAGAACAAAGACCUCGAGCAGAUGAAACAAUGGGAAGAGAGGAGGCGAGAGAAGAAAGCUGCCGGAGAAGAGCUUGAUGACAUCGGCAAAGAACUAUUUGAAUCGUCCUCCGAGGCCAGCGACGAAGGGCAAGUAGUCACCACGACACAUGUUCCAAAGGAGCAGGGCAAUGCCAAGACGCUCGCAGGCAAGUCUAAGAAAGGUGCAUCGUCGGGAGCGGCCGCAGCGAGGGCUUCAGUUGCUGGCUCCGUGGCUGGCGACCUCGGCGGCAUCGAGGAGUUGGAGAUCAAAAGCGGGGGCCUGAGUGGAAGCAAGACGGUCGCGUCGAUGAACACCGCCAGAUCGCCUGCCAAGGGAGACGCCCCAUCGGAUCCGAAGGGCGCGGUCGAGCAUUGGAUGAAUCGCGUGGACAUUGAUGACAUUCUCAGGACUGGCGCGAAGCUUGGGAAGGACAUCUUCCAGGCUGGCAAGAAGGCAAUGCAGGAGCACCCGAAGGCUGGUCGCAGCGCAGAGAGGCAUUGCAGAGUCGCAAGGCUGGCCGUCAAUUUAACCAAAGAGCACUUGCCCAAAAUGAAAGUGGCUGAGCUGAAGCAGCACCUGAAGGAGUUGAUAUCCUACAAGAUCGUGCUCCCGCAGUCGCACCAGCUGCUAGUUUGCGCGACGAAGGAAAACGAGUUGCGCCAGUCACCAUCCUUCGCUGGAUUUGCUGAGAACAGCGAUUUCUUUGAACUCUUACGCCUAGACGGUAUUACCAGCACGGGCGGCAGCUCAGGCGAGGGGAACGAGCAGCCUCCUCCGCAGCAUUCACAGCAGCAAGUCAUGCCCACGGCCUCUGAAUCAAAAUUCGACCCCAUGGAACCUAAGUUGAGCGAAGUCGACGGUAUUGAUUUGAGGUCGGCGGUUUCCUUCAUUGACGAGAAGUACAUCAGUGGCAAAAUGCUGUCUGCACUCAUGGCGAAGAAUCACAAAGCCGCUUUGGAUAUUGCCGAGGCGUGCGCUAAGGUCUUGGCCACAGCCUCAGACGGCGAGGUGAUCUCUUCUGCGUCAAUUGCGUGCCGCUGCGUGAUCGCCAUCUUCCACAGCUCGCCCGGCGUUCAGAGGAGCACCAAGGACGACGUCAACAUAGUUCUGGACAGCACAGCCAGCGGCGCGAUCUCUGACGGUGCGGGCGUGAAGCGCGACGAGGACUACUUCAAUGUGUUCAAGGAAGUCUUGGAGGAGAACUACAGCAAGAAGAUCGGCGAGUUUUUCAAGUUCACCAUCGCUGAGCAGACUCACCUGCCAGAACUGACGGCCAUCUGCAACAUAGUCGAGCCCGAGAACCUCGAUGCCAUCAACCAGGCCCUCAAAAAGCUACCAGUCUUGACACAGACAUGCAGGGCGGGUGCAACGAGCGAGCUUGAGACGAAGACGCUCGCGGCCAUCCAGGGCCGCAAGUUGUUGUGCGUCAAUGCUCCCGACUCCACCACUCUGGAUUACUUUGAGGGCUUCAUGAACACAGUUAAGCUUGCCAUCGAGAACAUGCCCCAAAAGGUAGACGAGCUGGUGGCUAUUCGCACUGAGAUUGCGACGCUCCUGCAGAACAGGUCGAAGAGCCACAGGCUGAAGCAUUUGGGCGAGAAUUUGAAGGUGGCCACGGCAGCUCGGAACCUGACCGGAGCCUGGGAGAACUGCAAAGGCAUUGAGCUGCCGCAGUCCGGGGAGUACCCUAUCGAUGAGGCCAUUCCCAAGAUUAUCGCCGGAGCCCGAGUGAAUGUAGUUUCAUCAAGCAUCGAAGCAUUCGAAGAUGUUGACGAGUGCAUCAAAAAGCUCGAGGGCAGGACCAGCAUCAGCAAGAACAUAAAGGAUGAGUUCGAAUUAUACAGGUUGGCAGUUAUGAUGAAGAAGCAUCGCGGUAUGACUGAGGCUCUCAACGCAAAUUCACCACAGCUCCCAGCGGUUGCAAAGAUUAUUGCUGCAUCCCUGAAGUCCUGGAACGACAUGCGGCCGCAGUUUGAGAUCACCGAGUCGAAGGGCGCCGACGACACGAGUAUGGUGAUCGAGAAUUUCAAAACGUUCGAUGCAGAGGUGACGGAACACACGAAAGUCGUGAAGGCAUGCGGCAUGCAGUUCGCAGACGACGCGCUGAGGAAACUAGAUUCUUUCUCUGAACAGUUGCAGCCUGCAGUGGAUAAUGCUAAAUGGAAGGAGGGCCUCGACUCUGCUGCAAACCUGGAGGUCUUGAUAGCUGCCGCAACAGAGAAAGGCAUGUGGAGCAUGAAUGCAGAGACGAUCUACAAACACAUACAGAAGAUGAUGACAGGGCUCGUGGAGUACAACGCGAUCGUGGAUCAGUACGACAUAGAUCAGGAACAAAAUGAAGAUGCAGCAACACAGAAACACCUCAAGGACCUGAAAGAGACCAUGACCACGGCUACUAUCUGCCGCAUGGAGGGGCGGCUCAUGAAGAUAUUCGAGAAGAGAUCUGCGGUCGACGGAGCUGAAAAGAGCAAGAGGUUCCAGCAGCUCAUCAACAAAGAGCUCAAGACGCUCGCCGAUGCAAGCAUCGACGCCCAACUGAUGCACCCGACGAUCAACGAGAUGGUGAGCUCAUCCAUGAGCACAUGA
Prorocentrum cordatum is the source of this 3246-nucleotide messenger RNA. Lineage: Eukaryota; Dinophyceae; Prorocentrales; Prorocentraceae. The record is from the annotation of a GenBank genome assembly.